Messenger RNA from Nicrophorus vespilloides, 1235 nucleotides. RefSeq names its product serine protease HTRA2, mitochondrial-like. The record is from RefSeq and is a predicted model, not a curated record. The transcript is spliced from 3 exons. Lineage: Eukaryota; Metazoa; Arthropoda; Insecta; Coleoptera; Silphidae. The coding region runs from base 16 to 1185 and encodes 389 amino acids. Gene Ontology annotation, molecular function: serine-type endopeptidase activity; protein binding. Gene Ontology annotation, biological process: positive regulation of apoptotic process; proteolysis; programmed cell death.
AUCAUCAUCGCCAAGAUGAACAAGAUAUUGCGAAGGUGUCUGCGGAGCAAUGUCUUCAUGGGGAGGGCAAAGUACAGCUCUGGAAACGUACCGAAACGGACGGAUCUGAGUCCGGUGAAGUUGUUCUGCGGCGCGACUGUAAUCAGUUCGAUUUGCGCCACCAUCUACACAUACAUCUACCACAGCCCGAGGAAAAAGCUCGUCACACAUCCACCGGAAUUGGAUCAGAGACGAAAGUUCAAUUUCAUCAAUCGGGUGGUCGAGCAGUGCGCUCCGGCGGUGGUCUACGUGGAAAUCAAGGAUCCCAAGAGGAUAGACAAGAGCACCGAGGACAGACUCAUCGUGUCCAACGGAUCGGGGUUCAUAGUGCGCGAGGACGGUUGGAUCCUCACGAACGCGCACGUCGUCAUCAACAAACCGAAUUCGAUCAUCAACGUGAAGAUGCGGGACGGUUCGAGCUUCCAGGGGAAAGUCGAGGAAGCUGACAUGAACAUCGAUCUGGCCUUGAUCAAGGUGGACCCGGGGCUGCGGCGUCUACCAGCGCUGAACCUGGCGGACGUCGGCGACGUCAACGUGGGUGAAUGGGUCGUCGCACUCGGAAGUCCACUAUCAUUGAGCCAUUCGGCCACUGUCGGUGUCGUAAGCUGCGUGAAUCGCACCGCCGACGAAUUGGGUCUUCGGAAUUACCAGAUGAAGUACAUCCAGACGGACGCACCCAUAACCUUCGGUAACUCUGGAGGACCCCUGGUGAACCUCAACGGAGACGUCAUCGGUAUUAACAAUUUACGCAUCACCGCCGGGAUUUCAUUCGCCAUUCCCAUCGAGUACGUGUCAAAGUUUUUGGAUCGCAUCGAUGUGGUGAGCAAGAGGAAACCUCCGAAGAACAAUAACUUGGGUAUAACGACGAUGUCUAUGAAACCGUCGAUAGCCAAAGAAGCGCUGAACUGGCAGAACGGUCUUGAAGAGUCGAACGAGACGGGUCUCUUCGUGUGGAAAGUGCUUGACGGGGGUUUGGCCAUGAAAGGCGGCAUCCGAACUGGAGACAUAAUAACCCACAUCAACGACAGACCCGUAAAAAAGCCGAGCGAUCUGUACUCGUAUUUUAACAGAAGGCAAACAACGAAUUCCGUCCAAGUUCUUCGUUUGGGUAAGAGAACGAAAAUUGUUAUUGGAAGCGAUGCAUAAUUUUGGAAACGUACAAUAUAUAUAUAUAUAUGAGUAUACAGCUUCUUUUG